Sceloporus undulatus (fence lizard) is the source of this 618-nucleotide messenger RNA. RefSeq names its product low density lipoprotein receptor class A domain containing 1 (gene LDLRAD1). Bases 1 to 618 code for a protein of 205 amino acids. Gene Ontology annotation, molecular function: protein binding. The record is from RefSeq and is a predicted model, not a curated record. Lineage: Eukaryota; Metazoa; Chordata; Lepidosauria; Squamata; Phrynosomatidae. The transcript is spliced from 6 exons.
AUGAACAGAACUCACCCUCAGAAUUUUGAUACAGCUUCCCUUGGCUCAACAAAAUCACUCUUCACCACUAAAAGAGGUAACUUAUGCAUCCCUUGCACUCGACGAUGCAUCUGUAUAUCUGCCAUUGGUUUUGUUAUACUUGCCAUUAUUGCUGCUGCCAUUAUAUUAAUUGUCACAGUUGGUAUUCCCCCAUAUACAGCAGUAAAUCGUUUAUGUGUGACUACUAGUAAUCAGACAGGUUUUUUAUGUGACAACAGAGAGACCUGCAUACCAGCCAGCCAAGUCUGUGACACAAGAAGAAAUUGUAUAAAUGGAGAGGAUGAGCAAGACACACUAUGUAGUGAUUUGCCGAACAGCCUUCCAGAUUACUUGAUAUUUCAUUGCAGCAAUCCCAGAUUUUGGAUAUAUGCAGACAAAAGAUGCAAUGGGAUCAAUGACUGUGGAGACUGCUCUGAUGAAGUGGGGAUCUGGGCCAGCUGCCCUCCUUGUGGGUCUCAGUGGUGGAGCUGCACCAUGGUAGUGUUUCAUAUAUAUUGUACUUGCAUUCCCAGAAGCCUUUGUCGAGAUGGAAUACAGCAUUGCUUUGACUGGUCUGAUGAAUAUAUCUGCACAAAAUGA